CGCAGGGGCCUGCGGGGCGGGGCCUGCGGGGCGAGGCCCGCGGCGCGUCCCGGAACCAGAGACGGGGCAGCGCUCGAGUUCCUGCGCGGGACUGCUAAGGCACGACCACGGGCCGGAAGGCUGCCAGGCCCAGUGGGCAAGCGAAGAAAUGAACCACCGCAACACGGGCGCUUGGGUUCGGGGCCGAGUGCGAACCUGAGCCCCAAAUCCCGACCCAGGCAGGGGCGGGGCCCGGGGCGGGGCCUUGGAGGCCCAGCCCGCGCGGCGACGUCUCCACGUGGCGUCUCAGCACCGACUGACAGCCACCCGCCAUGGCCGCAGACCAGCGCCCGAAGGCCGACACCCUGGCCCGGAGGCAACGGCUCAUCAGCUCUUCCUGCAGACUCUUUUUUCCCGAGGAUCCUGUUAAGAUUGUCCGGGCCCAAGGGCAGUACAUGUAUGAUGAACAGGGGGCAGAAUACAUCGAUUGCAUCAACAAUGUGGCGCACGUUGGGCACUGCCACCCUCUCGUGGUCCAAGCAGCACAUGAACAGAACCAGGUGCUCAACACCAACAGCCGGUACCUGCAUGACACCAUCGUGGACUAUGCGCAGAGGCUGUCAGAGACCCUGCCGGAGCAGCUCUGUGUGUUCUAUUUCCUGAAUUCUGGGUCAGAAGCCAAUGACCUGGCCCUGAGGCUGGCUCGCCACUACACAGGACACCAGGACGUGGUGGUAUUAGAUCAUGCGUAUCACGGCCACCUGAGCUCCCUGAUUGACAUCAGUCCCUACAAGUUCCGCAACCUGGAUGGCCAGAAGGAGUGGGUCCACGUGGUAUGCACUGCCCAACUCACAACAGGUCGGUGCCUGUCCCCAAGCCCGGAUAACAUGGCGCUGUCACUCCUCACAGGCACCUCUCCCAGACACCUACCGGGGCCCCUACCGGGAGGACCACCUCAACCCAGCUAUGGCCUAUGCCAACGAGGUGAAACGUCUGGUCAGCAGUGCACAGGAGAAGGGCAGGAAGUGACAUGCUCAGCUCUCUGGCCUGAGGCAUCAUCACCCUGGUGGCCAUGUGGAGGAUGGACUGGAAAAGGCAUUCAGUUAGAAGACCUCUGCAGGAGUCCAAGGAAGAAACAGGCAGAUCUGCAGGAGGCAGAUUGCAGCCUUCUUUGCCGAGUCUCUGCCCAGUGUGGGAGGGCAGAUCAUUCCCCCUGCUGGCUACUUCUCCCAAGUGGCAGACUCCAGGGAAAAGACUUCGUCCCUGACAUCGUCACCAUGGGCAAGUCCAUUGGCAAUGGCCACCCUGUUGCCUGCGUGGCCACAACCCAGCCUGUGGCGAGGGCAUUUGAAGCCACCGGCGUUGAGUACUUCAACACGAUACCUGCAGGACAAGGACAGGGUGGGCGAGGAAAAGGAGCCAAAGCCCUCCAGUUUGGGGGCAGCCCAGUGUCCUGCGCUGUGGGGCUGGCUGUCCUGAAUGUCUUGGAGAAGGAGCAGCUCCAGGCUCAUGCCACCAGCGUAGGCAGCUUCCUGAUGGAGCUCCUCGGGCAGCAAAAAAUCAAACAUCCCAUCGUCGGGGAUGUCAGGGGUGUUGGGCUCUUCAUUGGUGUGGAUCUGAUCAAAGAUGAGGCCACAAGGACACCAGCAACUGAAGAGGCUGCCUACUUGGUAUCAAGACAUGGAAGAGAAGGUGAGAAGUUGUGAGACGCUGAGGCUCCAGCCCUAAGCCAGCCCUGCUCUGCCUAAGUGUACUCCAGGUGAGUGGGCCUUGCUUCUUGCUCUUGAAGAUGAAGCGCGGGUUCCUUACCAACAGCAGCAAGCAGCCUCAGCAAGCUGAGCCUUUUUUUUUUUUUUUUAAGACGUUUUUUUGUUCUGACUGAUGCUCCUUCCCAAAGGUUAGUUUCUUCAACACUGGAAAUUCUCCAGUGCUUAGCUUGCACUUGAUGGCAGGAACAGCUGUGUCCUCCCUUGAAACCUAUGGGGCUGUAUCCACGUGGAACCCCAACCCACCCUUGCCUCUUGUAACCACCUAGUCUUACGCCCUAAAUACCAGACCUGGAGUUGGGCUCCAAUCCAGCCAAUAAGCAGCCCCUGCCAGAGCAGGCUCUUCCUCACCAGCCAGGAGGGGCACGACUGUGCCCCAGUUCAGAUGGCCCUGGCACUGCCCUAGUGUGUAAAGAAUCCCAUUGUCAUUCAUCAGCCAAGAAGGUUGGUGUUCCAAGGUGUCCCAGGAGGGGACAUGCCUGCUGGGGAUAUAAGCCCUCAUCACUGCCCCAUCCUUACUCCCCACAGGCCUCUCAUUCCUUUCCUUAAAGGGGGCUCAGUCCUAGGCAGGGCAGUCCUUAAAGGACACCCCCACAACUGGGCCUGCAGCUGGAGGAAGCCCCAAGUCCAGGGCACCUGGCACCGCCCCCCCCCCCCCACCCUGAGCAAGAGGUCUCACACAGCAUAUCCCACACUCACCCAGGCUUGGGGGUUUUUAAAUUUUAUUUCAAAAGCUUGGAUAGCUUCAAUAUCCAGGUUGUGGCAAAAUCAGGACACGUGUAAAAUACCUUACAAUACAUUAGAUUCCCAAAAGGUACCAAAAAGUACAGUAAAAUUAACACUUCCGUUACAGGAAAUGUAUGACACAAAUAAUAUAAAAUUAAAAGGUGAAAAAAAAGGUGACACCGGUUUCCUAAGAUACAAUUUACUCUUUACAACCAGGGUCCACAGGUCCAGGCUGCAGAGCAGCAGCCAGAAGCAGAGCCUCCCACCUGGUUCUGGGGGACCUGGUAAUAAAAAUCAGCCCAUGAUGGCACUCUAGCCUCUCAGACACCACACGCUGCCUAAACAACUAGAGCUCUGGAAAUAGUAAACAGGAGAGUGAUUUCCAUGGGGGAAAUUUUAAAUAAGAUGCACAUGGGACAGGCCAUAGAAAGUUUGCCAAGUUAAAUUUGGUACAUAAUUGUGUUCACUCCAUAUCCAAACAAACAAAGCAUGUGUGCGGUCAGUUGGUCGCUCCUGCUGCCGCCUCAGUAUGGCUUGUAGUUAUUCUGAUGGCCACCACGUCGCUGGCUCUUGCCGUAGUUUGUACUACCCUGACCUAGGGACGAGAACAACCAUAGCAGCUACUAUUUACAAGCAUUUGCCCUGUGCCACACGCUUGAUAUGCAUCUCACAGGAUCCUCAGCAGCCCUGUGACAGCAGAGACUGCCUUCCUCAUUUUACUAAGACCCCGAAGUCUAAGGCUCAGAAUCGAGUAGCUCCCGUGGCUGAGCCAGGCCUGUCUGACUCCAAAGCCCCUGCUGCCAGUGGCUCCUACACUGUCUGUCCUGCCUCCCCUGGAGGGGGGUGGGGUGAGCGGAUGGGGCCUCCCUCUCUCCUACUUACUGUAGUCGUAGCCGGGGCCGUAGCCGUAAUAGCCAUAGGGCGAGUAGUCGUAGCCGCCAUAGCCAGGCCCGUAGCCCUGCUGGUAGCCGUAGCCCUGGUUCCAGUAGUUGCCGUAGCCCUGAUUCCAACUCUGACUCUGACCUGUGGGGGGAGCAGGGCACAGGGGCCCGUGGACCAUUUAGCAUACGCAGGAGCUAGGAUGGAGGAAAUCCUGCCCUUUGGGGUGGCAGGGUUACUGUGGCAACUCAGGCAGAAGCCAAGGGGCUGCUGUUCUGGUGUACAGGGCCCUGGGCCCAACCCUACAUCUGAGAGACCCAAGCAGAGGAUCAGAGACCAGGAUGCUAACUUUACUUGGGGCAAACAAGGCAGCUCACUCACUCAGUCACUCUCUGAUCACUCCCACUCUCCUUGGCAGCUUGGCCUUUAAAAAGAUGCACUUCAGGCUUUGGAGUCAGAGGGGCCUGGGAUGGAAGGGGAUAAAUGCCUGGCACAGCUCUGCCCUACCCACCCUUCUGCCUACCUGCUCACAGGUGUACCAGACUCAGGACAUCCACAAAGCCAAAACACCUAUCACGUCCCCUCCCCCAGAGUGUAACACAAAUCUCUGCCCUGGGCACCCAAGCCAUUCCAAGGGGCAGCAGCAGGCAACAGCCUCAAGCAUACAGCCCUGACCCAGAGCCAUUCCUAUUCCUGUUCAUCCCCCACCUCACACAAUCUGCCCGCCCCUGCUGCACAGCACCAGAGGGAGCCCCAAGACAGGCUUGGAAGGCUCCAUGUAGGUAGGGAAACAGGACCAAUCUUCAGGUUCCACUCACCUCCACCUCCUCCACCACCUCCGCUGCCUCGGUUCCCUCGGUUGCGGUUUCCUCGGCCCCCAGAGCCAUACUGCUGCUGCUGAUAGACUUCUUUGGGCUGGGCCACCUUGAUCUCACACUAAAAGCCAAGAGGACAGUGGUCAGGCCAGUAGUGACUACCCAAAGACCUUCACUGCGACAAACAUCACAUGGUGGAUCAGGUCCAUUUGCUCAGAAACAAAAUAUGCUAGUAUGGGAGGCCACCUUUGGGCUAAAGCUCAUGGAAUCCCAACUAAAACCAAGGGGCUUCCAGCAGAGAACCCUUCCCACAGAAUGCACUUGAGAUGGGCAUCUCAGCCCCAGGGCAACUCCAUGUCUAAUGGAGGCAGGCAACAGGGCCAACUGCAGCCGAGGGGAGCAGAGGACAGGCUGGGAGCAGGCACCACACCUUAGUCCUACUGGGCUAGAGGGUCAGACAAGACUUCUCAGAUGAGAAACCUUAGACAAUGAGGUUUUAACACCUUUUUCUCUUUACAGAAGAAACUCAUCUCAUCCAAAUACACGCUAUUGAGAAGGCGAGCCUGACCUCCUUCUUACAGAUAAAGUCAGCUUUCAGAGGCUCAGGGUGGGGGGCCUGCCUGAGGCCAUAAUGCUACCCACCCCCUCCUCCUAACCACUGGUCUGUUGGGAUAACCCACAUGUCUGCAUCCCCUCAAGUCAGUCAAUUUCCUUUUUGUCCACUGGGGGUGGAAUGGGGGAGGGUGGGGUACUUUCAAGUGCUCCUGCUUAAAUAAAUUAGACCAGACCAGUGUAUUUCUAAAGAAAAUCCUGACACACACCCCCAUUAAAAAUAGUACAUUUUACAGUGUCCCAGUCAUACUUUUAAUUGGCAAAUUAAAAUAAUGCAAUCUGA
Molecule: messenger RNA, 5060 nt
Organism: Symphalangus syndactylus (siamang)
Lineage: Eukaryota; Metazoa; Chordata; Mammalia; Primates; Hylobatidae
Gene: PHYKPL
Product: 5-phosphohydroxy-L-lysine phospho-lyase
Cellular component (GO): mitochondrion
Molecular function (GO): transaminase activity; pyridoxal phosphate binding
Source: RefSeq, a predicted model, not a curated record